Messenger RNA from Lasiosphaeria miniovina, 1448 nucleotides. RefSeq names its product ubiquitin-conjugating enzyme. The transcript has 2 exons. The record is from RefSeq and is a predicted model, not a curated record. Bases 438 to 962 code for a protein of 174 amino acids. NCBI's taxonomy places the organism in Eukaryota, Fungi, Ascomycota, Sordariomycetes, Sordariales, Lasiosphaeriaceae.
AGGUUGCUUGGAUCACUGCCCCGCCUCGGCCGCCCCACCUUGGGCCUGACCCCUCCACCUGCUGCGGCCUUGGAUAUGGCAGGUGGAAGGCUGCCAUAUUGCAGCCAUCUUUCCCUAGAAACUCUUGCCUCGGCUUUCCUUUUCCCCAGUUAACUCUCGACCACCUAAAGAUUUGGAAUCUUCUAGGGGGAUUGAAUUUUUUUCUUUUCACAUUCUAAUUAUUACCCCAACGUUGUGUCGUCACCCCAUCCCCAAAGUUCAGGUAUCCGAGCUCGAGGAAGGCAGACAAACUGGCUGGAGCUUCCCAACACCAUCUUCACCGAGCUACCUACGCGUCGAACCCUUCCGCUACACAACAUCUGACAGCCUAGAAAGGAAAGUACCAUCGUGGUAAGAGCAACCCCAGGUGGUACGAAAAGUCACAUAAAUACUUCAAAAUGGCGUCGCAAAAACGCAUUGCCAAGGAACUGAACGAGUGCAUGAGCAGCCCGCCCGAGGGCAUGACGGUGGAGCUGGCGGACGACGAGGACGUGCACAAGUGGCACGUCACGCUGGCGGGGCCGCCGGGCAGCGUGUACUCGGAGGGCAAGUUUGGGGUCGUGGUGUCGCUGCCGAGCGAGUACCCGUUCAAGCCGCCGACGGUGACCUUCGCGACGCGCAUCUACCACCCCAACGUGACCAACGACACCCUGGGCAACAUCUGCCUGGCGGCGCUCAAGCCCGAGGCCUGGAAGCCCGCGACCAAGCUGCGCGCCGUGCUCGAGGCGGUGCGCUCGCUGCUCGUCGAGCCCCAGCCCGACGACCCGCUCGAAGGCCGCAUCGCCGACGAGUACCGCAACGACCGCGGCGAGUUCGAAAAGAACGUCCGCGCCUACAUCCAGCGCUAUGCCAAGGGCGCCGCCAAGUUCGAUGCCGCUCCCCCCACCGCCGCCGCCGGUGCGCCCGGCAACUCGAAUGAGUAGCGCAGACAGGUCUACAUACAUGCAGCCAGCUGCAGAGGGCGAUUUCAGAAAGAAGAAGAAAAAUGUCAUAAAUUAAUGUAGCAUCAUGCUACGCGCACAGAUGGCCAGGCCCGGCCAGACAUACGAGAAAGCUGGAGUGAGCAGUGGUGGGGAACAGGAACAGGAACGGGAACGGGAACGUGAACGGGGAUGGGAAUGGGAAAGGGCGUUUAUGCCCAAGAGUGGCUGGGCUCUUUCACACACACAUUUUGGAGCGAAACAUGGAGUUUACUUUUUUCAUGCACACAUCAUUCUUGUCUCAUAGUUGAUUCCGGGGACGCAUCGGCUAGCACUAGGUUUUUUUUUCCCUCCCACCUCGCCAUCUUCGACUGAUAAAUACUACCUAGGUAUAUCGUAGGUCAAAGACGCGACUAGUAUCGAUUGAGCGGUAUUCUGAACGUGCGAGAUGGCCUUUAAGGUGAGGUAUCGUAUGACGACAUGUUCUAC